AGUUGGUUCAGCUUGGUGUGCUAGUCGAAGCUGAAGACCAGCAUGAGCAGGGUCGUGUUUGUAGGCUACCUUUACUGGUGAAAGGCAGAAAGCACAGCAGGCAGCCGUUGCACAGCCUGUUCCUCCACCAAACUGCACUGUCCGGACGCUGGUCUUAAAGGACACUAGAGCGAGUCUGCAUUCCUUACUUCCUCUUUGCUUGGUUGAAAUAUUUUGUCUAAUAAAAGUAAAAAUAAGUUGUCAGUGAUGGUCAUUUGACUUUUAUUAUUGAAUAACCAUGAGCAGCAUUGGAUAUGCACAUCUCGGCUGAUAUGGAUUCCGGGAUACAUGUUUUUUGAGACACUUACUCAGACACUGGGAUGCAUAUUGGAGCUGGGUAGGAUAUAUAUGCCUUCAUAUUCUGAUGGUAUAGGGAUCACACCUUUGAUUUGUAAUGGAUCCUUGAUGAAACCAACAUAUUUAAACUUGAGAAGUAGUAUUCUGGGCUGUGCUGGAUCUGAGAAAAAAUCGCAGACUGUAAGGGAUGCUACCUUUGAAAACCAGUAAUAAUAUUCAUGGAGCUAAUGCAGUGCCCGGUCAUACCUCCUUAUGAGGACAUUAUGCACUUAUGACUGCAACUUGAUUUUUGUUUACAUUUUGAUAGUGGGGUGCCUUCCCACACAUUUGACUGGCAGCCGUUUUCGGGUUCUCCUUAUGUCGGAUUUGUAGUUAACAGGGCUGGAUGGUUUAAUAUGUCAGAAUGAGUCUGAUAGCUCAUACUCUGCUGUUUGGUGGAUUGAUGCUUUUACAAGUUUAUGGAUCACGCCUUCGGCAGGAGGACUUUGCACCUCGAAUAAUUGAACACCCCUCAGAUGUAAUUGUCUCCAAAGGAGAACCAACAACCUUGAACUGCAAAGCUGAAGGAAGACCAACUCCCACAAUUGAGUGGUACAAGGAUGGUGAACGAGUGGAGACUGAUAAGGAUGACCCUCGCUCCCACAGAAUGCUAUUACCCAGUGGUUCUUUGUUUUUCUUGCGAAUUGUACAUGGUCGAAAAAGUAAACCAGAUGAGGGCAGCUACAUCUGUGUUGCCAGGAACUAUCUUGGGGAAGCUGUAAGCCAUAACGCAUCGCUAGAAGUAGCAUUACUUCGAGAUGACUUUCGUCAGAAUCCCACCGAUGUUGUGGUUGCUGCUGGUGAGCCUGCCAUUCUUGAGUGCCAACCUCCUCGAGGUCAUCCAGAGCCUACAAUCUACUGGAAAAAAGACAAAGUUCGCAUAGAUGACCGGGAAGAACGAAUAAAUAUUAGAGGCGGGAAGCUGAUGAUCUCUAACACCAGGAAAAGUGAUGCUGGCAUGUAUACCUGUGUAGGAACCAACAUGGUAGGAGAAAGAGAUAGUGACCCUGCUGAGCUGACUGUGUUUGAGCGUCCAACAUUCUUGAGGCGUCCAAUUAACCAGGUGGUCUUAGAAGAUGAACCUGUUGAAUUCCGAUGCCAGGUUCAAGGGGAUCCCCAACCUACUCUGAGAUGGAGAAAAGAUGAUGCUGACUUGCCAAGAGGAAGAUAUGAUAUUAAGGAUGAUUACACUCUGAGAAUUAAGAAAGCCACAGGCAGUGAUGAAGGCACAUAUUCAUGUAUUGCUGAAAACCGUGUUGGAAGAGUAGAAGCUUCAGCGACAUUAGUAGUGCGUGCUCGCCCUGUUGCACCACCACAAUUUGUUAUCAGACCACGGGACCAGAUUAUUGCCCAGGGACGGACAGCAACAUUCCCCUGUGAAACUAAAGGGAACCCACAGCCAGCUGUCUUUUGGCAGCGAGAAGGAAGCCAAAACUUGCUGUUUCCAAAUCAGCCGCUUCAACCAAACUCCAGGUAUUCUGUAUCCCCAGGUGGAGACCUCACCAUCACUAAUGUUCAGAGAUCAGAUGCAGGGUAUUAUACCUGCCAAGCACUGACAGUUGCUGGGAGCAUUUUAGCAAAGGCACAACUUGAAGUAACAGAUGUUCUGACAGACAGACCUCCACCAAUCAUUCGUCAAGGACCUAGCAAUCAAACUGCAGCAGUAGAUGGGAUCGCUUUAUUGAAAUGUCAAGCCACAGGUGACCCUGUUCCAACUAUCAGCUGGCUGAAGGAUGGCUUGAGUCUUUCUUUGAAAGAUACUCGUAUAUCACUGAAAGAUCAAGGAAACCUGCAGAUUAAAAACCUUCGAGCAUCUGAUUCUGGAAUUUAUACAUGUGUAGCAACUAGUUCAAGUGGGGAAACAUCAUGGAGUGCAUUUCUGGAAGUUCAAGAAUCACCUGGAGUGACUGUCAGUAAAAUAUAUGAUUCAUGUGAUCUUCCUGGACCACCAUCCAAACCUCAAGUCGCUGAUGUCACUAAGAACAGUGUCACGUUGUCAUGGCAGUUAGGGACCCCAGGAGCAUUACCUAUCACAUCUUACAUCAUUGAAGCCUUCAGUCAAUCAGUGAGCAACAGCUGGCAGACGGUGGCAGAUCACAUAAAGUCAACAUUGUACACAGUAAGAGGACUGCGACCAAACACCAUUUACCUCUUCAUGGUCAGAGCAGUGAACAGUCAAUGCCUGAGUGAUCCUAGUCCAAUAUCUGAACCAGUUCGGACACAAGAUAUCAGUCCUCCUGCACAGGGAGUGGACCACCGACAAGUUCAAAAAGAACUCGGAGAUGUCAUUGUUAGACUGCAUAACCCUGUUGUACUAACACCAACCACUAUUCAAGUCACAUGGACGGUCGAUCGCCAGUCCCAAUUUAUCCAAGGUUAUCGAGUGUUGUACAGGCAAUCAACAAGUUUACUUUCAAAUUCUGCAUGGCAGAGCAUGGAUGUCAAGAUACCUACUGAAAGAAGUGCUGUUUUAACAAACUUGAAGAAAGGUGUUAACUAUGAGAUCAAAGUCCGCCCGUAUUUCAAUGAGUUUCAGGGAAUGGACAGUGAAUCAAAGUCUGCACGUACUACUGAAGAAGCUCCAAGUGCCCCUCCACAGUCUGUAACCGUCGUGACGGUUGGAAGUCACAAUAGCACAAGCAUUAGCAUCUCAUGGGACCCUCCACCUCUCGAUCACCAAAAUGGAAUCAUCCAAGAGUACAAGAUUUGGUGCUUAGGCAAUGAGACCCGAUUCCAUAUAAACAAGACGGUGGAUGCUGCUAUUCGCUCAGUAAUGAUUGGAGGGCUUUUCCCUGGUAUCCAGUAUCGAGUGGAAGUGGCAGCUAGUACGAGUGCAGGUGUGGGAGUAAAAAGUGAGCCGCAGCCAAUUAUUAUAGGGAGUCACAGAGAUGUGAUCAUGACUGGAGCAGGAAACAACAACAGUAUCACAGAACAAAUCACUGAUGUUGUGAAACAGCCAGCCUUCAUUGCUGGCAUUGGCGGAGCCUGCUGGGUUAUUCUGAUGGGAUUUAGCAUCUGGCUUUACUGGCGCAGAAAGAAAAGAAAAGGCCUUAGCAACUAUGCUGUACAAUCCUUCACCUUCACGCCUGCAGUUACCUUCCAACGAGUGGAUGGAGGCUUAAUGAGCAAUGGAAGUCGUCCAGGCCUGCUAAGUACAGGUGAUGGCAGUUACCCAUGGCUUGCAGAUUCAUGGCCGGCAUCUAGUAUUCCAGCCAAUGGAGGAAACAAUGGGCCAAAUGAUCUUGGCAAUUUUAAUCGCGGAGAUGUGCUUCCACCAGUGCCAGGCCAAGGGGACAAGUCAGCAACACUGCUCUCGGAUGGCGCAAUAUACAGCAGCAUAGACUUCACUACAAAAUCCAGCUUCAACAGCCCAGGCCAGACGAUGCAGACAACCCCAUAUGCCACUACACAGAUCUUGCAUUCAAACAGCAUACAGGAGUUAGCUGUUGACCUGCCUGACCCUCAGUGGAAAUCGUCAGCACAGCCAAAAACCGAUUUAUCAGGAAUAGGUUAUUCACUGCCAGAUCAGAACAAGUGCAGUAAUGCCCCACUAUACAUAGCUGACUACCGAAUGGCUGAGGGAUUAUCUAAUAGAAUGCCUCAUAACCAGUCACAGGAUUUCAGCACCACCAGCUCUCACAACAGCUCAGAAAGAAGUGGCAGUCUCUCAGGUGGAAAAGCUGGAAAAAAGAAGAAAAGCAAAAGCAGUUCCAAGCCACAGAAAAAUAAUGGAUCAAACUGGGCUAAUGUACCAUUACCACCACCUCCUGUACAACCGCUUCCAGGCACAGAAAUGGAUAUCUAUAGCUUAGAACAAGAACAUGGGUAUGACAGUGAUGGAUGGUGCCCACCUUUACCUGUCCAGACAUACCUACAUCAAGGCAUGGAAGAUGAGCUGGAAGAAGAAGAUGACAGGGUUCCCACACCCCCUGUACGUGGAGUGGCAUCCUCACCUGCAGUGUCUUUUGGGCAACAGUCAACUGCAACUCUUACACCAUCACCGCAGGAGGAAAUGCAGCCAAUGCUUCAAGCUCAUCUUGAUGAACUCACCAGGGCAUACCAGUAUGACUUAGCAAAGCAAGCAUGGAACAUACAAGGACUACACCCCCCUCAGACCCCUGUUCCACCAAUGGGAUACAUUUCAAGUACACUACUUUCAAGCUUGGAGGCAGCAAUGCCAGAUGAAGAAGACGAUGAAGAUGAAGAAGGUGUAGAAAUUGCUAGGCCACUUAGAGGUAUCGAGCAUACCCCAGGAUCUAGCAUGGAUAAUUUAGAUAGCUCUGUAACAGGUUCAAUGGUGAAUGCCUGGGGCUCAGCAUCUGAUGAGGAUCGGAAAUUUUCUAGCAAUAUAUCUAGCAUAGUUAGCUCUUCCAAUGAUUCCAUCUUUACUAAUGGAAGCUUUGCACAAGCUGUGCUUACAGCAGCAGGUAGAGGGUAUCUUUCAUCUCAGCGGCUCCAACCCAGUAGUCCACUUUCCACAGACAGUUCUGUUAUGGCAGCCAUAAAUCAAAGCCAGAAACAGAGGCCUACCAAAAAUCACAAGGGAGGGAGACUGGAGCAGGUCUCUAUACCUCACUGGAGGGAUGGAAAAACAGAUGAUCUUCCUCCUCCCCCAGAUCCACCACCAGGUCAGGUUUUAAAAUCUUACCAGAGUUCAUGUCAAAGGGGCACAGGAGGUUCGUCUGAAAGGAAAGGAAGCUCUCUGGAGAGAAAUCAUAUCCCAAACAUGGAAGAUAUGAGUUCUUUACAGCAUUACGGUAGAACAUCACUUGAACGCCAGCAACAGCCAAAUGAAAAGAUUGGGUCAAUAGAACACCAAGAAGAUAUGUGGAAACUUCAACACAAACCAACACUUGGCUCAGAAGAAGCUUUGGUGCCAUAUAGUAAACCCAGCUUCCCAUCACCAGGUGGGCACAGCUCUUCAGGAACAUCUUCUUCAAAAGGUUCCACUGGACCAAGAAAAUGUGAAAUUUCCAGAGGCCACCAGCGAAAUGUCAGUGAUCUUCCGGAUGUAGGUUAUAUGGGAAUAAACGGCCUUGGGCAUUCCACAGGUGAAUUAUAGUAAUUAAAGAUUUACAUUCUUAGCUGCUCCAGAGGACCACUUGGUCUAAACUCAUGGAAGAGAUGACAUGGAACAGUGCAAUGAACAUUUUCCUUAUUUAUGUACUUUUCAAAGAACUGUAAAUGUGAUGUAAAGACAUGAUAACUCACAGAAAAACAUAUCCCAUGGAUGUUCAACUUGAGUUUCCUCUUCUAAGUUGUCUUCUACACACAACUGCUAAUUUUCCUAUUCCUUGAUUGGAAGUAUAUAAAGAGAAUAAAAAUUCAAGCUCCAAGACUGAAGCGGAUUCUUUUCUGUAUAUAAAUUCUUUCUGUUGCAUUGCUAUGCAAGCUCACAUAUUUUUAGCUUUUUUAUAUUAUAUUGUCUGUUUUUAAUCUGUUGUACUAUAUGUGAAUUAAUAGGCUGUGGUGCCAUAAAACAUUAAUUUUAUUGUGUUAUCAUUUAUGUUCAAAUUUUGCACUGCAAUUUUUAUUUAGUGAUAAGCACAAAACUCAACUCCUUGUGACAUGAAGAAAAAGGGACUGAAUGUGUUUGGGAGUUUAUGUACUGUAAGAUGUACUGUAAGUUGUUGGUUCUAUUCAAGUCUGAUAGUGGAAAAAGUCAGUUGUUCCAUUUAUAAAAUUAUAUGGUACUAUUCAUAAAGGUACAGGAUGUUUUGGAGCCAAUUAGUCUUUUUGUAUUUGGCAAUCAGAAUAUGCAAAACUGGUGUGUGGCAAAAAUAUAGAUGUAUUUUACCACCAUAUCUUCAGUUGAAAAUAUAGCAACUAUAGAAUAUGCACAGACUGACUUAGUUAAGCCAUGUACUUUCCAUUUACUCUAGAUUUGUACAGUCUACAUUUAGUCAGCAGAGGCAAACAUUCAAACAAUUCACUCAACAUUGUUAUUGCACAUUACCCAAGACAUGCCAUUUGCAUACUAAAUUCAUUCAUGCUGUAGUCCAAAAAUAAUUUUUAUAAGCACAGAAUAUUAUCUUUUAAAAACACGUUUGCACCCAGUGUUACAAAAAAUGUUUUAAAAUGCCACUAGUUUCAAUCUCAUUUACCAAACUAUGUUUCUUUUUAUAUAUUUAUUUAUAUAUACAUUCUGUAAAAUUAAUCAAAAAUGAAAUAAACCAUUCCAGCAUAAGUUCAUAAUGUUUAAAAAUUUACAUCUACAGGAAAAUACUGGCCUACCAAUCAUUACAAUAAUUACAACCACAGAAUCCCAAAGAGUGGUGAAAACAGUUCCAGUUAUUUUAAAAUAUUGCCAUAUCAUGAUUCCAUAUGGUGUAGUGAAACAAACAGAACAACAUGACUACCUGAGCAAACAAAAAAAUAUGUGCUUAUAGUUCAGAAUGUUAAUUGGAAGCAUUUUCUUAAUGAACAGCUUUUUAAAAUUCAAAUCAAGUAAAAUAGUAAUAUCUGACGAAGACAGGAUUACAGCUAAUUUUAAUAUUUUGUUUUGCAUAACCUCUUCUUACAAAAAAGGACUGGAUAAUUUGUUAGCACAUCCACCUUCAAAAGGUAUGCAUUAUAUUCAUGAAAGAAAGAUGAUGCUAGAGUUCUAUUAAAAAGGAAAACAUGAUAAGCUUUCAGGAUAUGAACUAAAGACUGUUAAAGCAGUACUCAGGAGAAUGACAUUUAUUUUAACACAUUAUGUGCCUACUUUGUGAUUUGUUUUAUUUCUCAAUUUAAUUCUGUAAUUUUUUAAAUGUUUGUAAAUAAAAAUGAGAAAAAUAAAUUAGUUCAGUAUAACUUAAUUUUCACAGACAUCUGGAAAGAAACCUUCUGUAAAAUGUUUUGUGUUUGUUUGUUUUCAUUUUAAAAAAUAGGCAGCCAUCAAUAUUUUUUCUAAAAGCAAAUGAUGUUGUUGAUGUGUCUGUCAGUAAGAACAAAGUGUUAGAAUAGAAAUCUUAUAGUGUUAGACUUUCUGAGUCACUGUAGUGUCUAAACAUCCCAAACAUGUUUGAAUAGUUAAUAUACUGUAAGAAAUGAACUACAUAUACAUAGGAACUUGAAAAUAAGUUGUAAACUUGGUGCAGAAACUAAUCUACAGGGCAAUAUUUAAACACACAUACACAUAGACAUCCACACCUGCUCCUACAGCUUUUAUGCAAAUAUCUGCAAUGUUUUAUUUAAUUUCUGCAUUGUCAAGGGCAGUAUUACAAAUUUUGAUGACUUCUAUUUUAAUUUUGAGGUUAGUUAGAUGGAAGCAUUGUACAAAAUUAUGAUCUGAGCUCUGCUUUAGUGAUAAAUAUAGAAUAAGCAAACAUGCUUCAUUGUGACCUGGUGACAGAAUUUAGUCAGGAACACACUGUUAUAAAGGGGUCUGUUACAAGUGCCCAUGUCUCAGGCAGUCGAAGAUCACUUCUCACAGCCAUGAAAUCAGGUAACUUAAAGCUUGUAUGGCCAGCUGCUCACAUUCAAACUCAAUUACAUGUUUGGGUAAGGUGUGGCACCUAUACAGAAUGAGUGGUGUUACCAUCACUUCACCUAUACACAGUACCUAAUUUGGUCAAGGUUAGUGCAACAGCCAUAUGAAGUGACUGGGAGUUCUGGGUUCAGUCUUCAGCUUCUGUCAGUGAUUAGGAAUGAGAUUUCAGUUUAUUGGAAGGAGGACCUGUAUGGUUAGGGAGGGGGGAAGGGAGUUAGGUUUGAAGAGUGGGAGGCGAGUUUAGGGUUAUGGAGUGAGACAGGAGUUUUGGGGUUAGGGAACAAUCAGGGACUUCAGGAUUAGGGAGGUGAUUGCUAUGGUUACAGUUAGAGAAUGGGUGUUACAGUUAGGAUUUUAGUUGGAUUUUGCAGUUCUUCAGCACUGGUUGGUUGGAGGACAAGGUAAUCAACUAUGUUCUAGGUAGUAGGAAUUAGGGCACUUGCCAUUUAGAGCAAGUGACAGUGAGAAUUAGUACUGGAAGCUACUUAGCAUGCAAGUACUUGCAGAAAACCAGUUAUAAAGCUUGGCAUUACCUACAUUUUCAGUAUUUUAUACCCCAUUUGUAAUCAAGAGGGUUAAUACAAAUUCAGUCAUUUUUUGAGACUUUCAAGCAGUUUAAUUGCAUUACAUGGUUUGAGUGGUUCCACAGUGAUAACAAAUAUGUCAUGAACCGAAAGCAUACCUUCAGAUAUUUUAUUUUGAAUAACCUGCCAUGCAGAAAAACAGAUACGUUACUGAAGUCAACAAAAAUGCAAAUUUUUAAGUUGACUCAAAAUUCCAGUCAGAAUGUAGUAUAUCACAAUUUUGGUUGUCUACAGCAUAGUGGAUUAACAGUUUGGGGGAAGCUUUGAUUAUUCUUUUUUUUAAAGUUCUGUAAAUUUCAUCACAUAGCUGUGACAAUAUGUUAAAUUUAAUAUGCCCUAAUAUGCCCUAAGUUUAAUAGCUAUUUAUGCCCUUUAUAAAGAAGUAUAAUUAUUUAAAGCACUUAAAAGAUUGUCUUUGAAAUACAAGUAUAACACACUUUGAAAGACAUUAAUGAAAAUGGUCUCAGAGUAAACUUUCACAGGUACCUGUAAGUCUUUAAACCUUUUUAUUUUUGUCAUGUAUACACCAUUCAAGUUAUGUUUAAAAAUUGCAUUGUUAUAAGUAAUGUGUGUGUGUGUGUGUGUGUGUGUGUGUGUGUGUGUGUGUGUGUGUGUGUGUGUGUGUGUGUGUGUGUGUGUGUGUGUGUGUGUGUGUGUGUGUCAUCUUUCAAGCUUCAAUACUUUUCAAGAGUUCCUAGUAUAUUUACAGAAACAGAUUUAUAUUUUAACCACUCAGCCCAAGUUGUAUACUUGAACUGUACACUUUAAAAAAAAAAUCACCAAACACAGAUGUCUAAAGUUUGCAUUUCAUAAAGCUAAAUUCAACAUUUAAUUUGGUAUCAUUUCUUGACAUUGCAAAUGAUAUUAAACACUUCUUCUUGGAAUAAAAGGAACAGUUUGGAUAUUUCAGAACUGUACUUACUUUACUGAUAAAUCUUGUAUGGUUUGCCAUUCUUGCCAAUGUAGCAAACAGAAGCAUGGUUUAUGGUUGCUAUAACUAUUUCAAUUACUGUGACAUAACUCUAAAUAUAAUUAUGUCAAAUUAAAUAAGAAAAUCUUUAAUGCUGUACCCCAUAUAAGAUGAUUGAAAAACAGUGCUGGUUGCUGAGGAACAGUGUCUUUGACUCAGAAAAAAAAACAGUCUUUGGAUUUUUUUUACUUCCGGUUGCACUGCAGUUUUCUGAUAAGAAUUCCUUGUGUGGCCUUUUUUGGAUGCUUUGAGUACUUUGAUAUGUUGAGUAUUGGAAAUAACAACACUGGAUGCUUCCUGUGUUGUAUUUUGCUUUCUUUAUUAAUAUUUUGUGAACAGCUUCUAUGCUCACUUGCAUGUCUUUGUCCAAGACUUUUACUUUUUCCCUCAUGUGCUGUAAAUUGGUUAAACAAGUUUUCUCAUAAUGGAAACACUAGCUACAAAUAAAAUAUUUUUUGAAAACCA
Protopterus annectens (West African lungfish) is the source of this 9868-nucleotide messenger RNA. It is a transcript of the gene ROBO2, whose product is annotated as roundabout guidance receptor 2. Gene Ontology annotation, biological process: axon guidance; cell-cell adhesion. The coding region runs from base 740 to 5437 and encodes 1565 amino acids. Gene Ontology annotation, molecular function: protein binding. The record is from RefSeq and is a predicted model, not a curated record. The transcript has 31 exons. Gene Ontology annotation, cellular component: axon; plasma membrane. Lineage: Eukaryota; Metazoa; Chordata; Ceratodontiformes; Protopteridae.